Amoebophrya sp. A120 is the source of this 17009-nucleotide messenger RNA. NCBI's taxonomy places the organism in Eukaryota, Dinophyceae, Syndiniales, Amoebophryaceae. The record is from the annotation of a GenBank genome assembly.
AUGACGAACGACGCGACGACCGAGGUGAACGUUACAAGUUAGUAGUUUCACCGAAUCAAUCUACCUCUUUCGUGCGACUUUUUGAACUCGACAAGUGAAGAUUUUACUGACAAAACUCGUUGUUUCACAUAGUACAGAUUUGAUUUUCAAGAAACGCUAGGUAUGUCGACAUCCAAGGUCGCGAGCAAAAAUAAACCGUAAAGCAUCUACUACUUGACACCGAGUGCGAGUGGACCACACCACGCUCCAAUAAAACAAAAUGGCUGGGUCGACAUUUUCGGAACAGGUCCGGACGGUCUGCGAAAUCCUGUCCGUCGAUGAGGCGCUCGCGAAGGCGUUGAUCAAGAAAUUCCGGUCCGUCGACGUGGCUUGCGACAAAUAUUUGUCGAAUCCGGAGCGGUUCGCCAAUUUAGUGGCAACCAUGAACGUCAACGCAAAUAAUACCCCCGGAGGGGGUGCCGGCACCAGAAAUGGCGCGCAGCAAGGCGGUUCUGCGAGUAGUAGCUCUGCUGCGAUGCAUCAAGCUAAUGCGUUCGCAAACUACCACAACGCAGUUCUACCAAAUAGUAAAACGACCCAGGAGAUGAAACUCGCAGAGGAAGCCGCGGCAAAGGUUGCGGCCCAGUUGCUAGAUGUUGUAGCCGGGGGCGGGGAUAGAAGUUUGGCUACAAACAUCAAAAUUGGUGCACCUCCUACAGGAGCCUCCGCAUCCUCAUCCUCGUCUUCCGCGCUUCAAACAACCGCAGAGCCAAAUAGUAUUAUGGACGCUGCAAAGCGGGAGGAGCUUCGAAAAACCGUAUCAACAUAUAAAGGCUUUCUUGCUUUUCAAAAAUUAAUUUUUAGUUUUUUCAUCACUGUCAGUGCCAGGACCCAGUAGUUUGCUUUGAGUCUAACAGUAAGUUCCUUGUGUGAUAUAUGAUAUCGCAACUGUCGCUUGAUAUCUGUACAUGAUUUAUUUUCCAUUUCCCAAACCUCCAGAUCGAAGCCCUGGUCCUGAAGGAGUCCAAGGACCUGCUCGCAACCACAAAAAGCACCGAGCCGAAAACGGUGGACGAGCUCUUCGCACAGUACAGUAGAACGCACGGAGGUAGUGCUGGUGGGUCUUCAUCCUCGUCCUCGCUUCCCUUUUGUAUUCCCUCCAACAAGUUUCUGGGUGCGAAGCCCGGGUACUAUUUUGGCACGAAAAACUACGAGGUUAUGGGGAGCCGGCAGGACUUCACGGCGAUGACGAACACGACCUCCCCGCACGACUACCACAACAUGAAAGAGCGCGACAAAGAGGCCGACGCGCGCAACCGGUCGCUCGUGUCCAUUCGGACGCUAUGGACUGCAAAAAUGUCUGGGUCUGGAAGAAUACAAACUUGUGAUGCGCAUUUCCGAACACAGAAAGAUCUCUCAUGCAUAGGUAGCAAAAGCUGCCCAAUUUCUGUCACCAGAAUGGGGGAUUUGUGAUGCGGAUUCGGCAUGACGGAAGCUUCUCGAAACCUGUGAUGCCAGAGCUUCCAUGCCAGACCUUCUGUGUCAUGCAAAAACAGCAUGACUCCUCCAGGCCCAGACAUUUUUACAUUUGAUAGACGCUGGUGGGGUACCACAGGGACUUCACGGGCGAAAGAUUGGAGGACCGGUACGGAAAAGUGGUGCGGGACCUGCUCGUGGAGAGGCUUCCACCAGCAUCUUUCUCUUCCGGAAUAAUUCAACAACAUCAAGAGGUUGGACUUGGAGGAGACCAGAACAACGGACUCAACAUCACAGGACGGCGAGAACGAGAUGAAGAAAACAAUAGCACGAAUAACUUAAACUUUCCUGGACAAACUGUCGGUGACAAUCAGGUGCUGGAUGAUGUUGAAGCUAUCUUACAAGGUGUAGUUGAUGAAAACGAGGACAACAGCGACGUCGUGGGAACCAUAAAUGAAUCUAUCCUGCGGCCGCCGACCAGCCACGCGGAGCUUGCGAUGCGGUUUGCGGCGAUGGGCGAGCAGGUCGGGCCGGCCGGCAACCGGAACUACGCACAGCACCAUCGGAGGGGGAACAACCGAGACCGCCACUAUGACGACGACAGCUUUAUUUCUGACGAGGACGAUUUCUACUCGGACGAGGAUUCUUAUGGAAGCGUCAGGUUUGAAAUCGACAAAGUUGAAAUGAUUUCUCAUGCAUAAAGUGCAAGGCAUGAAGUGCCUGUCUUGCCGGGAUGGCAAAUGAGGCAGAUUAUGAGCCUAUUUAGGGUUUGAAAUAGAGCUACUAAACUCGCAUGACAAAAGCAAUCUUCUGUGCCCAAACAGCAUGACAAAUUGGAUUCCGGUGCUCGGAAAAUUUGUCAUGCGCCGCUUGAUAAGUGGGCUUCCGACUGGUAUCUGUUUUAUGCAUGACAAACUCAAACUAUUUCAACUUUGACGAUUUCAAACCUGACACAUCCAUCAUUCCGAAGCGACCCGGGAGGAGGAAUUGCCGCCCGAGUACGGGGUAUGCAAUGUAAAUUUCCUGUACAUGUACAAAAUGCAUGACAAAUUUCGCUACCUUGCAGAGUCCAACUUGUCAUGCUGGACUAGGAUUGAAGGCAAGUUUUGUCAUGCAGAGACCGCAUUUGUACGUGUACGGGAAAUUUACUGUGGAUACGGGGAGCAGCUGGUGUAUGAAGACAUGCGGUUCGAAAAACUGUCCGGCUUAACGCGGUCCAGGUUCACCGAACAGCCCGACACGCAGGACGAGAGGCGGACGCACAAGCACAACACGAACUACAGACUGGACUACGAGUACAAAAGCGGCCCGCUCAGCUACCGGGAUACGCUCAAGGUGUUUGACUUCGACAAAGUUGAUGGUGACAACAAGAACUUCUUGUCAGGAUCUUCAUCUUCGUCUUCGUCGGAACAACGUCGUGGUUUAGUGUCUUGUUCAACAACUACCGGCGGGCAUAAAAAUGCUCUGUCUUCAUCAACACAGCAGCACCUCGACGCGGCAAGUAGAACAAGAACCUUUUUUCGCUUUCCCGAGCUUCUUUUGGAGGAAGUAAACGCAUUCUUGAAGUGCGUGACCCGGGUUGUCACACUCGGCACGAAAUUUUCCACAACCAAGUACAACCAAGACAGUUCUUUCUACAAAAGCCGGCAGUCGUUCGACCGGCGGAAUCAGCAGUUCCUCCGCGAGAGCAUUGAAAACGCGUUGAAAAACUGGAUGCUCCUCGGAAAGUGGAAGAACCCCCUGCGGACGUUUCUCCAGUUAGACAAUCAGAAAAACGUGAAUUUACGGGCGGACGCAGCUAUGAAAAGUUACGACUCUCGGAAAGAAGAGGAGGAAGUGGGAAAUAGCCCGGACAGCAUUAUCAGCGACAUUAUGUGGCGGUUUGCGCUGUCCGUGCACCGCGUCCCGAUCUGUGAACGGAGGGACGACUGUGCUGAGGAGGAGGUAGCAGGAGGAGCGGGUAGCUAUCUGGAUGGCGAGAUACCGCUGGAGCAAUGUGGACCGAACAAGCGGCUGUUGGACCUGCUAGAAGAUUUGGAGAAAAGGGAGAAGGAGUUAGCGGCGCAAAACGAGGCUGAGCAGGGGGAUAAGAGUAAGAAAGAAAUGAAGUCCAAAGCGGAGAACAAGAGUGGUAAUAAAUUCGCCGACAUUCUCAGUAAGGACCAAGUCGAUCCGCAUAUGGGCUGGAUCAAAUUGAACCGAAUGCUUUUUCGCGGGACCACUACCGACGGCGGUGCUGGGGACGUGAAGGGGAAACUAAGGGAAGCUUUGUCGGAGAUGGAGCAGAAGCUAGAGAAGUUCGGAUUUGCGGAUGAACAGUGCGGAACUAUAAACACCAGCACGAACCAAGCUGUCGGUUCCUCUUUGUCUUCUAGCAGCAAGGCUCCUGCAAAAUUGAACAAUAUGCUGCAGGAAAAUAAAGGAAUAACUCCCGCCCGCUACGAAUCCGUGCGAGAUUUGAGUCCUUCAACAAGGCAAUACAUCGAGCAGUUGCGGUUCGUCUACGAAUGCUCUCUGAAGAACGAGAAGAAUCGGGCGAGCGAGCGACGACCACCGUCAACAGCAGCCUCGGACAUCUACACCGCUCCGAUGCUGAACGUGCUCGAGCGCAUGUUGCAAGAACGGGAGCAGAAUUCCUGCCAAAGUGAUGGUGGACAAGAACCCACUACUGGUGCUAGUAGGAGCAGCAGAAAAAUGCACCUCCAGAAGAACAAAUCCCUUUUGAAGCAGGCGGUCAUGCAGAUUCAGCAAUGCGAGCCCACUAACGACGUGGAUUGCAACCAGACGGGCGUUGAUCCUUUUCUGUUCCGCACACACUGCCCGCACGCUGAUCUGAGGGAAUUUGACUUGGUCAACAACCUGCACCGGAGGGAGAGGGAAGCGGAAGAGAAGAAAAGAAGGCAACGGGAUAGGGAAAUGGAAGUUGAGUAUGAAAAGAGGCAGAACAUCAAAUCGUCGGAUCAUCCUUUCCAAACUGGAAAGCUGCUUCAUCGCGGUGCUGGCAAGGACAAGGAGCAUAAUGCUGUUGGUGAGAAACGGUCCGAAAACUCCGAUAUUGAGGACGAGGAUGCGGAGGAUCGGGAUACCGAUAACGAGGAAGAGGAGAGUAGCAAACCCCGGCCUCUCAGCUUUCUGGCCGGCGUCCGGGCGGGCCAAAAGCAUGUGUACAAGCGAGUGGCCAAUUGGCAAAGCGUUGUGGCGAUGAAGCGCGUGCCAAAUAAUAUGCAGGGCAAAAACAUAAACAAGAAGCAGAACUCGCCCGCGAAAAAGCACAAGCGGGCGGAAAGCGAGAAGAAAGACAAGAGCAGAAACGGCAGUAAAAACGGGAAAAGUUCGAAGCUGUUCAAGCAGCAGAUAACGCCUUCUGGUCACAACAAUAAAACUACCUGCUUGAUCUCUGACAUUGAACAGGUGGUCGUGCGCGACGAGGACGAGGAAAACAGGGCAACUUUUGGAGACAACAUAUUAACUUCUUCUGCAACAGCGCCGGCGGGCAGCACAACUGCAACUACUAGAGAGGUCGCUAUCCACGCUUACCCGCAUGAAUCCAGUUAUUUCGCGUCCUCUGAGGUCGUUUACUACGAGGCAGUGAGCUCCUGGCUGGCGCAGCCGGACGACAUCGUGAAGUUCCCCGCGCUAACCCGCCGGGAUAUGGCCAGCAUGUUGAAAACGACAGAGAAGAGCAUUCUGACUACCAGCUCGCACAUUCUGAACAAGCCGAACUUUGCAGCGGACGGCAAGAAAGAUGGUGCUGAGCAAAAAAGUAGUAGCAAAAACACCUCAGGAGCAUCUUCAAAGGCUGCGCCGUCGAAACACCAUAACCACCACACGCCUUUCAAUGCGCCGAAGAUGAGCAAAGCGGUGAAACUGGACAACUGCUACAUCAACGAGAACUUCCUCGGCACCGGCGACUUCGUGAGGUUACACCACACCAUGCCCUCUCCGCGGUGGCAGCACAGCUUGCAGUAUUCCAAUAAAGACAGGGAGUUCAAGAUGGAGGACCUUAUGAAGGACACGGCGGCCACCAUUCUGGAGGGGGACAGCAACCCGGCAAAUUUUGGGGUGGCGGACAAGCCGCUCAGUAGCAAAAUGGUCUUCUGCAAGGUCUGGUUCGCGCUGGACCACUGCAUUGCCAGACUGGUGGAGCACGGUAUUGUGGAGGAGGUUGUGGAAAACUACGAGCAGAUCCUAGCGUCGUGGCGUGCGUCGGAGCAGAAUGACGUCACCAACGGUAGUGAUGUUGACCACGCAGAAGUAGAAGAUCUAGAUGUGUAUGGUACAACUUUCCGGUCAUCCGCCACUGCUGCUGCAGCUGCUUCCCUGCCACCUCCCCUUCCUCUCCACGACUACAAUUUGCUGCGCGACAAGAUCUUCUCGCUACCUCAAAAUCGAGAGGUUUUUGAAGUGAGGCAGAAAGUGCUUCGUGCGAUGGUCGGGAUGUUGAUAAUGCUGAUGACGGACGAUUUCGGGACGAAAGACAACGUCGACUUGUUGAAGUUCUGUGAGUUGUUGGAACCAAUUUUGCUGGCGUCGCAGACGAAAAAUCUUCCCGCGAGCGGACAUUUGGCCCCGCAGAUUCCAGGAUUUGACGCUCAUCCCAGAGGCCAAGAACCGAUGGCGACUACCGGGGAACAAGCAACCGGUCCUGCAGGUGAAAGUAACGACAUGGAUGUGGAUUUUGAGGAAAUAAAUAGCAACGCGAUGAAUCACGCAAGGACCACGGAUCAGAAGUUCCAGAUGUUGAAAUCGCUUGACAGCACCAUAGUUGCACCUCGACAGCACCCCACUUCGCACUUUCACAAGGAGCUCUCCUUCCUGACCGACGUGGAAAAUCUUUACAAAUCUCUGAAUUACGGCAACGUGUCCGGGUCGGACUGGGACCAGGGCUCACCGCUGAACGUGGAGAUGACGAAUGACAUGCUGCAAAACCUCGCGAACUUUGUCAUCGAUCUGCCCAGCUUUUUCAAAUUCCCCGGGGCGACCAACGACUGCUGCAAGGCGGUCAAGGAUCUAUUCGCCGCCACCUACAACCAGGUGCACAAAACUUUACCGAUCCGAGGGAGCGCGGUGGGAAAAAAAGCAGGAGCAGGACAAGGUGUUAGUCAGUUAACGAUCACGGACGGGAAGGAAGAUAAGGAAAAGGAAGAUGGUGGCGUAGAAGAUGCGACUUCAACUUCUAGCAAGAUGGAGUUGUAUGUGAAGGAGACACCAGCAACCGGCUCCGAUUUCGUUGUGGUCGAUUUAAUGGCGUCCGGCACUCCGCAGCCCUCAAACACGAAACACAAAACCGACAUGAACAAAACACACGCGCGGGUAAUCCGGCCGGAUUCGGUGGCGAACUGCACACCGAGUCUGAUGCCGUUGCAGGAAUUGUGCUCGGGCGCGACGAAGAGAGCCGCGACUGAUUCUCUUGCAGGCGGUGAAGCCGCGGGUGACGCCGCCUCUCAGGUAGUCGGUAAAGCAAACAAUUGCAGCAGUGCUUUUGACGAUACCGUGGUGAGCAAGAAUCCCUUCUUUGCCAACGCUUUCAAAAACGUAAUGGGAGAGACGAUGAAGAAGCACAAGGCGACGUCCUCCUUGGACAACAUCAGGCCUUCGUUCUUACAAGAGACGAGUUCUACUUCGCAAUCUUCUGCGACCUUUCAGCAGCGGUUUCCGGUGGAUAUCACGGAAUUACUGUUGAAAAACGCACCGUCAAUCGGAACUUCCACAGCUGCAGGAGGUCGAGCAAAGAGCAUGAAAUCCACCAAAGAGAUGGAGAAGGACCACGAGAAGGACGUCGGCGGAAAUAAUAAAACAGCAGAAAAAAAUGGAAGAAAAUCGAAGCGCGAUUUAGGCGACAACGAAAAUCAGAAGUCAGAACAUCAACCCGACCACCAGCAAGACUUCUCGAUCCCGACUAAUUUGACCGCUCUCGCCCUGGAACAGAACCCCUGCUUCCUCGUUGGUCAGGACAAGACGGACUUGACCGACGUGUUCGCGACCCAAGGCCAGAAGCUGCUGAUUGGCCCGUCGCGUCUGGAACAGGAGAAUGCCCCUUUGCCGCCGAGCAUCUUCAGCAUGGACAAGCGGAAGAUCGGGCUCAUGAAUUUCCACCAUCGGCAACGGGCGGAAGCGCAGCGCAAGGCGCAGUGGGAACAGGCGCACUGUGCGCACUUGAGCACGGGUAUCAAAUGUAAAAAUGUCUGGGUCUUUGAAAACUGCCAGACUUGUCAUGCAGGUUUUCCAUGACCCAAGCGGUCUGGUAUGUAGGGCAUAGCAUGACAGACUCCGUGAGAGUUAUAUCAUGCCUAUCCUGCAUGAGAAACUGCCUCUCGAUGAGGUCAAAAGUGGACAGCUUUUGGUAAUCAUGCAACACAGACUUCGUACGUGAUUGAGAUUUAGCAUGACAAGUUUCUUUGUUCCAGACCCAGACAUUUUUGCAUUUGAUAACGGGGUGGAAGUCGCAAAACGAGGACCGGCCGGUGACCCGGUUUAUCCACAGUAAAUUUCCCGUACACGUACAAAUGCAGUCUCUGCAUGACAAAAUUUGCCUUCAGUCCUAGUCUAGCAUGACAAGUUGGACACUGCAAGUUAGCGAAAUUUGUCAUGCAUUUUGUACAUGUGCGGGAAAUUUGCAUUGCAUACGGUUCCAGUGGCUGCACCUUCGGUUCUACUCCGACAUCCACUGCAUGCACUUGAAUGAGGGGAUCAACGACGAAGUCAACUUUCUCCGGGACGACUUUCUGCAGAAAAUGGCGGUCGCGGUAGAAAACCCGGACGCGACGCUCUCGUUGGACAAAACCAAAUUCAACCCGGUGUUUGGCCUGGGAAAAGACGGUCUCGGAGCCCACGAGGGGGCUAACCCGGCGAUGAAUCGUCUGGAAUUGAUGGACCGCCUGUUGAUCCGCGACAACCGGCUGGACGACUGCGUGCCGCGGUUCGUCAAGUCCGAUCACUCCGCCAGCAAUUUUUCUUUCUUGUCAAGUUACCAACCCCAUGGGAAGGGAAGCAUUGAGAACAACACGGAGCAGGCGCACAAUUCGUUACUGGGCGUCGUUCCGAUCGACAUUAAGGUGAUCAAUACGGAACGACAUUUGUUAGUACCGACACUAACCACCCUGCAGAAGCAAAAGGACAACCCGGCGGGCCUUGGCGGGGGUGCUGUGGAUGUCACAAACACCCAGGAAGCAGCCAGCGCCAUUGAUCGCGUCUACAAGCGGAUGCUCGCCGGUUGUAACGGGCUGGCGAAGGAAAAAGAGAAGGCCGCUCUGGAGGACGAUGUACUGCGUUUUGUCAAAACGCAGACUGCAUCUAAGCCAGAAAAUGGCAAACCAUCUGGAGCUGCUGCAAAAGCAAAAACUGGACCGGCCGCGAAGAGCAAAGCGAAAGCAAAAGCCGCACCAAAAGCGAAAGCAGCGAUGAAAAAAGUUGCGACUACUGGAGGCAAAGCGGGAACAGCCGGAGCUUCUGCAAAUAAGGAGAAGGCCGACACUGGUGAUCAGGACCUUACCGGCACUUCGUUAAAAUUGGUGCUGGACGUUGUGAACGCACAAAAAGUUAACUUCUUGAAGGAGUGCAACUUUCUUCGCGAGCAGCACGUGCAGUGGCAAAUUAGAGUGGAAUUCGGCCGGAUCUUUCAGCGCUUUUUUCUCGAAAGAAUCCGGUUUGCCCCCGCGAAGCUGGAGGCUGGCGUCGCGAUUUGGAACAGCUGCCGGCCGCCGAGCAGGGACUAUGUGAUCGACCGGAAAACGAUCUUGGAGAUGAAAAAGAAGCAGGACCAACUUCUCGCCGGAACGACGGGGGCAGGAGGCGCGAGCGCAUCAAGUAAAGCCAUGAAAUCAUCGUCAAAAGACAACAAGGGCCUGCUCGGCUUGACCGGAGGUCCUCUGAACACCAGAACUAAUGCGAUGAAGAAAAAGAACAAGAAAAAUAACAGUGAGAAGGACCUCCACAGUCAAAGUCAGACCAAGGACUUCCAGCGGUUUGAAAUCAUGAAUAACGACAACGACCCAACCGGCGAAAUGCCCCCCGGUUGGUCGAGGCACCACCCGCUCCGCCCGGAGCAACUCCGCUCCCUCUAUUGGAUGCAGAAACGGGAGCACGACAGCGACUACUUGCAAGUGGAGUACAAGCGGUAUCUUCCUGCGAAAAGAGGAUUCCAGGGACACCAGCCGUACAGCGGAAGACUGGAAGGCUCGCACAGACACGAUCCGAGCGACUCCUUUCACCGCCGUGUUGCGGAGUACAAGGCGAUCAAAAAUUGCCCUUUGUCGCAGGCCACGUGGUCUUUGGAAUUCAACAUGACGGCGAAUUACAACAAUCGCGGCGGUAUUCUGGCGGACAAAAUUGGCUUCGGAAAGACCGCGACGUGUAUUGGCUUGUUGGCAAGUUCCAAGGCGAUGGACUUGGGAUUGAUCAAAAAUUGGCUGCGUUUGGCGAACAGAGACACAGAAGACAAUUACGCAGGAGGAGCUUCUUCAACUACAGUGAUGGAACGAAAGUUGUCGAAGGAAGACCGGUUUCAGUUGGAGAGCGAGCGGGAUCUGAAGCUGAACCAACAACAAUUCUCCAACUCCUCGGCAGAAAACUCAGAAGCGGAGGACCAGGAUGAAAUCGAAGACGAAGAAGACGACCUGCUGGCGGACGACAAUGUGAAAACGAAAAAUGCAAGCAGGCCGCCUUUGAAGAAGCGAAAAGUCGACGAGGACGAGAAGCAGGACACUAGCAAGAAGGGCAAGAAAGCUGCAGCAAAGGCAGUUGCAGCAGAAGCAGCUGGCUCUUCUAGCACGAAUGUUAUGAAGAAGGACAACAAAGGAGGCACGAAGCAGCAGGCAAUGAAGAAAGAGAAACAAGGAAUGAAAACCGCGGCUCCUGAGCAAGACGAGCUUCCUACUCAGGAACGCAGCAGUUCGGCGAGCGCGAGUAGCGCAGCCGGAGAUAAGUCAACCGUUGAGCAGCAGGAUGCUAACGAAACUAAGCGAGGAGGCAAAGAAGAGAAAAAGCAGCUGACCUUCGCGAAAAUGUGCAAGAUCUUGCUAAGGGAAGACGGUGCAGCCGCUGGAACAUCAAACGCGAGUGAACAAAAUCUCGCAUCAGGACGAGGCUUUGUGUCGAGCUCCAGCAGUUCCUCCGCGCACGGUGGUCCUUUCUCCUCGGCUUCAGAGGAAGAGAUGCUGUGGACGAACAGCAGUUCUAGUACAAAUCGUUCCUCUCCUUCGACUUCUACUCACGAAUCCGCCGGUCUUUUCCCAGCCCCGAAGACCACCUUGAUUCUCGUCCCCUCCCACCUCAUCGACCAGUGGAGCACCGAGAUCGAAAAAUUCCUGCCGAACAACAAGCUGAAGAUCCUGUAUCCACAGUAAAUUUCCCGUACACGUAGACGUACUCGUACAAAUGCGGUCUCUGUAUGACAAAACUUGGCUUCGAUCCUAGUUAAGCAUGACAAAUCUGACGCUCCAAAUUGGUGAAAUUUGUGAUGCAUCUUGUACAUGUUGUACGGGAAAUUUGUAUUGCAUAUCCUGGUUUGCAAGAACAUCUCCCCCUUGAAGAUCCGGACAGUGUACGAUCUGCAGCAGUACGACGUAAUUCUCGUGACGUACCGGGUUUUAUACAGCUCCGUCCACCAGUCGCGUUUCGAAGAACUGUCCGGAUUAGGCGACGACAAAUUAAAAGAGGAAAAACUCGAGGAGAAGAAAAAAAAGGAGAAGGAAAAAGAGCAGAAAAAGCUGGAAAAAGAGCAGCAAGCCCGGCGAAAAAAGGCGGAUCAGAGGUUGGGCCGAUUCCACAACUCACUGGGAUAUCGGCCGUACUACAACGACGACUUUGAAGACGACGACUUAACCGGAUCGCCUUCGGAUGAUGAUAUGGACUACGAGGUCGAUGUCUUUGGUAUUCGUAGACCUAAACCGAAGAAGAAGAAAAAGGAGGAAAAAAAAGACGACACGGACUUCCAACUCCACCAACACGAGUACAUUACGAAACUACGGGAGAACACGCGAGUCUUCAUGAGUAGCACGCAUUCAAAACUCCCGGUCAGGUUUAAACCCUGGGCGCUGAAGGAAAAGGUAAAGGAGGACGUUUUGGUGGAUUUGGAUGAGGUUGCGGAGGAAGACAAAGAACAGAAUGAUCAAAAGACCAACGCAAAAACCUCUUCCGUACCUGGACGAGGUAGUGGCACGACAGGUAGCGACAUGAUGGAUGUUGACAGCACCAACAUCCUUGUCGACGCCGACGCCAGCAAGUCUAAGCCGGGGGUAAUGAAGCGCGGGCGGUCAAAGCCGUCUGCAGCCGCGUCGCAGGCCAGUCAGUUGUUCGGAAAUUCUGUUGUGCCACCGGCGUCGAAGAGCCGGACUAUCAUGGACAGUGUGUAUCCAAAGAAAUCUUCCUCUGCCGGCGGAAGUAGUUCUAGUUCUUCAUCUUCUUCGAUAAAAAACGACAAAUACCGGCUACUGCUGUUCCCGUUACUGGAGCAAUUUUACUUCCGCAGGAUUGUUUUCGACGAGUUCCACGAGCUGGAGGCGUUUGAAGACAAGCAGGUCUCCUCGCUUCUGAACCUGAAGGCUUUCAGCAAAUUCGGGCUAACCGGCACGCCGCAAGUCGACUCGGUUCGGAAUGUCGCCGCCACCGCGUCGCUAUUUGGUGUCGACCUCUGUGGCGUGUCCCAAGUGGAAGCCGAGUACGCGGACCGGCUCCACCGCUUAGCGAUGAGAGCCGACCUCAAAGACCCCCGCUCUGGCUUGUCCGCAGUGAUGGAUCCGCUUGGGGUGAGUUGCCCAAACUUUAACUUCAAACGCGGUCAGAAGUCGGCGAAACCGGACGGCGGGCGGAGAGGAUCCAACGAUCAUAGGCAGUAUGAGUACGAUUUGUUGCCGAUGACCGAGUGGAAGUGCAACUGCUGUCUAGAGCCCUACGUCUCCGGGAACGUGCCAGAUGGAAGAUCUCUCACGGUGAAGAGUGUGAAGUUUGCGGAAAAUAAUUCUUUGGUUCUUCCGCAGUCGCACGAACCCAGUACGAAGCUGGCGUUUAUCUGUCAGCACUGCGGCACGCACAACCACACCGCGGAUCUCUUCAUUGCUGGCGGGAAUGGGAAAUUGCUCAAUCAGCUGAACCACGGCAGGGCGAACGGUGACCACAGUGGCAUAAAUCGAGCACGUGCGGGCUCAGCGGCGCCAAUCCGGGGGGCGACAAGCAACGCGGUGCUGCGCCAGGCUGGGCUGAUUGCCAACAAUGCGAACAACGCGGCUAGAAGUGGAGGCACUGCAAAUAAUCAACAAGCACAAGCCGGUGGAUCGUCUGCGAGUACAGCUAGAGCUCUACACACCACCACUGCGAACGCCGGUGCAGUGGAAACUUUGCUCCCCCCGGAGGAGGACGAUGAUGACUAUAUUCACCAGCCGGAACUCCCCGGAGACCUUCUGCUGGGCGAAGAAGUGCAAGAAGAUGUUCUGAUGCAAUCCUCGCCUGACAGUUCCUUCCAGUCGGAGCACACGACCAGCAACGUGAAUCACAACGACAUGCGAUCGGAGCUCGACACCGACUUUGACCGGGACGGGGAUGAGGACGACGAAGGGUUUUCCGAUGAUUUGACCAUGUCGGACUACACGCCAAGCGAAGACAGCUUUCUGUACGGCGAAGCCCGGCGGCGGAACAACAGGCACGGAGGAGGCCGCGGGGGGAACAACGGCAGCGAACCCGCGACGUUCCAGAUUGAGCCCUUCGGGGUCUACGGCGCGCGACUGCAGGAGGGCUUCACGGAAAACCAAAACACCGUUGGCGCUUACAGCCACCACGUGCAGAACGUCAGUAAGGGGUUUUGCGCGAAUGUGCGGGACUGCUACUUCACGGCCAGCCGAAACGCGUUUGCGAAGCAGCGGCUGAAAUACCUGCAGGAGUGUCACCCGUGGGACCGGUCGAAAGUUUUUAGGGAAAACUGCGAGAAAUUCCUGCAAAGGUUCGUCCGCCAAAAUUCCGCCGUGACCGACGCGGACAAAAUCGUGACAAAAGAACACUGGAUCGCGGUCUCCCACACCGCAGAGGAGCGCGCAAUUUACCUCGCGCAAGCGAACGCGAUGAACUACCAAAGUGCGAGUACCAGCUCUACGGAGGAGCCAGGUGGAGCUGCUGGAAGCUCGACGUUCACUGGUACCGCACGAGGACCACCUGCUGAUCCAUUUGGUGCACCCCUGAGCGGUAGCUCCAGAAACAAUGCUUUAUCUUCAGCCUCUGACACGGCCUUGGAGAAGCGGGCAAAGCUGCUUCAGCUUUGCAGCCACCACACUCUAGGGGGCGAGGGGAGCUCGACCGGAGCGGAGUGCAGCCGGAUUUUCGAGCGAAAGCUGUCCGCGGUGAAACAGGCUGUCACGCAGAUCAAGGGAGUUUGUAGGAGACUCGCCGUUUUAAAGGCGAUUUCGAACAGCGACCCGGAGGAGAGGAGAAAGGGCUUUUCGAAGGUUCUAGACCCCGUGUCGCAAACCGCCGCGUCUUACGUGCGGCAGCAGCAGGCGAAGAUGAAGAAUUUGUCAGACAAGAAGGGAGGUUCUGCAACUUUUGUGGCGGCAAUGAAGAAAAUUUCCAAUGCUGGUGGUGCACAAGGGGCCGUUGCGAGUAGCUCUUCUGCGAAUGCAAGAAACAACCAGACUAAAUCCUCUGUCUCUCACAAAGAAGGAGCUGGCGCAGCUUCCUCGCCCGAGGGCAAAACUUCUAACGCGGAACAGCAGGAACUGGGCCUAGACCUCGUGUGCCCGCCGAUUGUGGACGAGCUGGCAAUAAACGAAUUAGAUGCGGUUUUAAAUGACGCCGGGGAUCUUGAUGUUGACUUCGACGACCUUGACGGAAUUAAAAAUCCAAGAUUGAGAAAGAAAGACAAAAGCUAUGUCGCGAGUGCGAACAGCACCAGAGCUGCUCCACUUACGGCUUCGCAGAAAUUUCCGAAACGGGUGAACAGCAAGGACGUCGAUCUCGAGGAAAUGAAGCGGAAAAAGCAGCAGGAUGCCGAGAAGAAGCGGAGGUUGGCGAAGACGUUUGCGGACUUCCCGUUUCAGGCUUAUUCGUUUCUUGCAAUGAUCAACAACGAGGAGAAAAGCGGGUUGACGAGGGAAGCGGUGCAGAAACUGUUCAACAUGGAGUCGAGUUCAUCCAUGAACAUCAAGUGGGCGGACGGGAACAAGAACAAUAGCUACGAUUGGCAAAACGUGUUGUCCAGCUUCUUUCCAACAGCUGAUAAUUUAAAGAAAAUCCAGAAAAUACAGCAAAAGUGGGACCAUGAGCGGGAACAGCACGAGAAGGUUUCCAGGGCGAAAUUUCACCCGAAAUUUUUCGAAAGUCUUCCGGAAAAGGAGAAGAAGAAGGUUUUGAAAGAAUUCGACCUGAAAGAGAACAAGCAAUACGAAGAGCUGCAACAGUUGACGAUGAACAAAAUACCUCUUUCAACAAAUAAUUCUAGCUCAUCAUCAUCAUCAAAAGCCGUGUCUUCUGCAAAAGCAGAGAACAACAAAGCAGAAAACGCCGUUUCCUUUCUCCGCUACCAGCCCCCGGCACCGCUAAAGCAGGGCGAAGUCGAUGCCAAUGCGAAAGGGAGGAAAAAGCAGCAGGAGCUAGGGGUGCAACUGGAGCGGCUGAAGGAGAAAACGAUCAGCGAGUUUCUCUCGCAGUUCAGCGCGUUGAGGGAGGUUGUGAACGUGUUUGCCUUUUUCAGGAAAACGCUGCAGAUUUACGGAAACAAAGACGGAGGGGAGCAGCAAGAGAAACCGGAGGACGACGAUGAUGAUGGUAUGGAUUUGAUACAUCUUGUUUGCUACAACUUCUCCGAGCUACUUACUAACAUCGCUAACGACUAGCGAUAGCUCAAAUUUAGAUGGAUUCGUCACAUCCUGCGUGUUGACAAAACUGAUUUUUGUGGGAGUAUUACUAUCUAUGAAAAAAACAAAUCGACGAGUCGGAGUCCAAAAACCUAUCAGGUCGAAAGUGCGUGCUUUGCUUGGAAGACCAGCUCCCGGUGAGCAGCCUGUCGAUAACCAGCUGCGGACAUGUAUUGCUUUUUUCUUUGGUUUGUCUUGGGUAGAAGUAGUUCUAGUGGACGGAAAUGGAAAAAGUGUUCAACAAAAAAUAUGCGUGCACUGCUACAACGAUGCCAUGCAGCGCGUCUAAGUACAACGAAAAAUCUUUCCAACACAAAAAUUAAGGUUUUCUGCGUCGAGUGUGUGCACCGACAGAUGCGGGCCGAGCACAACCAGUGCGCCCUUUGCCGCAAACCCCUCCGCGGAUCCAAAGACAUCUACUCGCUGGCCCUGGAAAUGAAGUCUGCGGGCGUGAAGAUCGAAGCGAAGAACGAGCAGCAGAAGAUCGACCAGCUGCGCGACGAAAACUUGCAAUUAGAGCAGAUGAAGGCGAAAAUGAAAUCGAAACCAGGCAAGCCGACAAGUGAACAUCAAAACGGAGGCGCUUUUGCGGCUGCGAACUCAUCCUCUGCUUCUGGUGCUGCAGUAGCAGGUGCCACUUCUGCGGAUCUUCAGCAACCUACUACCAGUUCCUACCAAGUGCAGAAGUACGACAACGAUUUGAUUUCGGAAAAGAUCCGGGAUCCGGAAAAGCACGCGGAGUUCGGGUCGAAAAUCCAGGCUAUUUGCCAGGUUCUACUGCACAUUGAGGAGACGGAACCGGGCGCGAAGGUGAUUUUGUUUUGUCAGUGGAAGAAUUUGAUGACCAAAAUUGGGAGCUGCUUGGAAAAAUACGGGUUCAAUUACGGAACCUUGACCGGGGACGCAAUCGCGCAAAACAAGAAACUGUCGGAGUUCAAGAACAUGAGUACUGCCACUGCACGACCUCCAGACAGCAAGGAUACUACUAGUAAAUCCGCAGCAGGACUAGCGAAGUCCUCCACUACGGGCAAUAUUAAAGGUCCGAAGUCCACCAACAUCCUUCUGCUUUCCCUUGAGACUUCCGCUGCAGGCACGAAUCUAGCGGAAGUCUGCCACCACUGCCUCCUCGUCCACCCCAUGAACGCGACAACGGUCGAUAAAGCCAUUUCCUUCGAGUUACAGGCGAUCGGGCGGAUUCGGCGGUACGGGCAGAAGGCGAAGGAGAUUCACGUGUGGCGGUUUCUGACCCUGAACUCUGUCGAAGAGGAGAUCGUGCGGGAACACGCAGAGGCGAUAAAACUGCGACAGGAAACGAAGAAACAACUUUUGCGAUAGUAUAACUGCAGAGCAGGUUUUUUUGGAUAAGCAGUAGGACUAGUGCCCUCAGUCUCACUAUCACUCCUUGAUUUUGUCGAACAAAAGGAAAUGGAAAUCAUAUCUCGAUCUACAAAGCCUUUCUUUCUGAAACUUGAAGUCAUGGAUAGAAAAUCUUUCUGAAAUUAUUUGAAGCCAUCUACAGAAAACCUUUCUGAGAUAUUGAAGUCAAUUCCUACACAAAAAAAAGCAAAUCACCUACAUUCUCAUUUACGUACAUCGUUGUGAAGCAAGCUAGGCAAGACUGCUUCAAGAAUUUUCAACAGGAAUAAUCGCGAUGGAGUGUCGCAUGCGCGCGACCAGCUUCAUAUGGUAAAUGAAGAAGUGACAAGGAUGAAAAAA